CGGCCGGUGUCUGUUUGGGGAAGCAGUAUGUGAGCGCGCUCUCUAUAUCGUCAUCUCCAUUUCCCGCUACGCAACUCAUAUAUAUCGACAGUUUCAUGCAUCUUUGUUGCGCACGAUAUCAUCCGGUCGUGCGGUGGACGCCGCCUCUGUAGCAUGUCUCAAUUGUUUCAGUCGCGGUCGAUUUCCUUCUCCUGCUAAGACAGGGAAUAGGCCGUGGUGCGUUGGUACUCUAACAUUUGGCAGGCAAACAGGAAAAGCUAUCUCGCCAUUGUACUCCGCACUCAUGUCAGGACGGAGCCGAAGUUGCUAGGUUAGCUUCAGGCUCUGCGACUUCCCAAACAAUGCCGCUUUUGAAGAAGCCACCCACGGGGGCGAGCAGCAAGGCCUACAGUGUUCACCAACCCAACAUUUUUUCUCGUGAAGUUGAGCUUUCUCGUAAUACUCGCGGAUCGCUGGAGAUAUUUGGUGGUGGCCCUCAGACUUCUCCCCUUCUGUUCUCGCGAACGCGUUCCGCAUGGAAAGAUGCUCUUCAAUGCGCUGAGUCCCACCUUCAGGAGCACGACACCGGCAAAGUAGUGCCGUCGGUCUCAGGAACAUCACCACCGUCGUCUCAACGGCCAUUGAUUUCAGGUAGUGGUGACCACCCAAGUGUUGUGUCGAGUGCCGCUCUGUAUCCCCGAUGUUGUGUACAGGAUGAUGUUUCGAAAUGGCUAACAGAUGCUGAAGUUUCUGGAGACACGUCAGAGUUACCUUCUUCUGUAUCGAGACCCUUGGAGUUUGUUAGCGAUACCAGAGAUAAUACUGACGUAAAUCUCGAGGCGUCCAGUAAAACACUUUCGGGUUAUCCUGUCGAGCCAACGAAGACAAGGGUGGAACAGGAUUGGGACGAAGUUUUAAAACAUAGGAGAGGGAAGAAGAUAUCGGGAUUUUCCGAGAUUAGCGAUGAGGCUCUUUCUGAGAGAGCUGCUCAGUGGGGUUAUGGAGUUGUUUUGAAGCCCUCAAAUAAUCGAGGAUCGGGUUCAGCUGAGACCGAGGGGAUUUCUAGACUGUCGUGGACUACAGGGAGUUCGGACACAAGUUCUGCAUUGGGAAAGAGCUCGAGGACGACUUCGGAGGGUUCUAGUGCUUGCAGCAGUUUCUCCCCGAUGAUACCAGGGCUGUCGAAGAACGUGAAGGAGGCCUUGGCGUCUUUCCAGUUGGCAUUUGUGGUCUGUGAUGCUUUGAAUGCUGAGUACCCUAUCCUGUAUGCCAGCGCUGGUUUCUUUAGUAUGACUGGUUAUACGGCCAAGGAGGUGGUAGGUAGAAACUGUCGAUUUUUGCAGGGACAGUAUACUGAUGCCCAUGAUAUCGCGAUGAUACGAGGUGCGUUGAGGGAAGGAAACAUCUACACCGGAAAACUUCUUAAUUAUAAGAAAGAUGGAAGUCCGUUUUGGAAUCUGCUCACUAUCUCUCCGAUUAGGGAUGAUGGCGGGAGGCUCAUAAAGUACAUCGGAAUGCAGGCGGAAGUGACAGAGAGCGCCGCCAUUGGGAAAGCUCUGGAUCAAAAUGGAGUUCCUGCUGACGUUAAGAAUCUCUUUGAAGCAGGACGAAAGAAGACAAAAGACAACCGAACUGCUGGUGGCGUGACCUCGGAAACUCGUGUGCACAGAAAAAUUUCUGAGGAGUCCAACUGUCAGCGAACUUCUCGUUCUCAGUACUCUUUGUCAAGUUCUCGCCAGUCAUUUGAAGUCUCAUCGAACGUUACACUGGCCCUAGACGUCCACACCCCGUUAAAGACGGGAACAGAGGUUGCUGCGUUCAGUGCAGAAGCUGUGGACAGUGGCGGUUUUCUGGAGGUUCCAAAAGCACUAAGAGGUGAAAGUAGCUGCAUGGUUGAUACGAAGAAUACCAAACGCACAUCAAGCCUUCUUAAGAUGUUCAAGAAGUUGAAUGGGCGCUUUUCAAAGCGUGGUUCACGAGACUACAGUCAUGAGGAUCCGAUUGCUGUAGAGGAUCAUAAUGAUGUUGUGUCGGAUCCUGACGACGAAGAUGUGGAUGACUUUGAGGGCAAGCAGCGUCGCAGCAGCUUUUAUUCCAGCACAGAAAGUCUUGUUGGAAAACAAGAACUUGACCAAACUUCUGAAUUUAUGCGGGUUGGGAAAACUAAUAGGCAGUCAAGACAAUUUUCGGAAGAAAGGCGCGAUUGUGCGGGAAGGAUGGAUUGUGAAAUCCCAUUGAGACAGGAACGCUUUAGUGGCGAUCACUCAAGGCCUGGCUCAAGUGAACAUGGCAUUGGAAGAAAAGUCGUGAGCUACGGACGUAGGAGUGCUGAGUACCCUGUAGGUGCGGUAAAUGCGUUCCUGAAAAAUGAGGGUCUUGCCUCACAUGCCAUUGAUCGUCGACACAGCAUUGCCACUGUUCCGUCAGUCACACGGCCAAGUUUCAGCGUUGACGGGAAAUCACAAUUUUGCAUUGUGCACCCUACGGCACCGGGACAUUGAUCCGUUUGGCUGUUAUAUUUUCCUGGUGGAAUCACAUGACAACCCUUCAUGUGACCCUUCAGUCUUCCCCCUUGUCGAUUUGACCUUGAGGGGGAAGACAGAUACUUCUGACAGUUCACGGACACAUAGUGAAAUGGUCCUAGUCUGACAAUAGAAUACUCAGCAGAGGUAAGUAUGAUGGGUAUUUCUGGGUCACAAAUUUAGUACUAUCCGCCGAUAUGCAAGGCUUUGUAUAGGUAAAGAUUAGGAGGUCUGGUAUGCUUCUUUGGGCAUAUCGCCACGAACACUUGUACAAUAUUUAACAUAUUAUCGGUGUUGAUUUAUCAAGUUGGGAAGAUCAAUGUAGAUGUUUUGUG
Marchantia polymorpha subsp. ruderalis is the source of this 2836-nucleotide messenger RNA. The record is from the annotation of a GenBank genome assembly. Lineage: Eukaryota; Viridiplantae; Streptophyta; Marchantiopsida; Marchantiales; Marchantiaceae.